AUGAGCCGCAAAUUUCUAGUUGACAAGGUGGGUAAAAGGCAGAGAAGAGCUAAUCCGAUAGUUCUAGAUGGCGGCGAUGAAGUGGUUGCUUUGCUGGAGUCCUCUGAUGAACUGAUUCUGCAUGGUAUAAGCCAAUUACGUUUAACGGUAGUUUUAGGAGUCAUCUACGACUGUAAUGACGAUUGCGUUCAUGAUGCAAUACAUCAUGGCGACGAGGCCUUUGACAUUUUCGUCAUGAGUCUGCUUGGAAACUAUCAGUAA
Messenger RNA from Protopolystoma xenopodis, 261 nucleotides. The record is from the annotation of a GenBank genome assembly. NCBI's taxonomy places the organism in Eukaryota, Metazoa, Platyhelminthes, Monogenea, Polystomatidea, Polystomatidae.